GGAGCCGUCUGGUGUGACCGUUGUGUGGAAAAAGGCGCACAUUAAAGAAUCAAAACCAUGACUGACUCCAAGUACUUCACAACCAAUAAAAAAGGAGAAAUCUUUGAAUUAAAGGCUGAGCUCAACAAUGAAAAGAAAGAAAAGAGGAAGGAAGCUGUGAAGAAAGUGAUUGCUGCUAUGACGGUGGGAAAGGAUGUUAGCUCUCUCUUUCCAGAUGUAGUGAACUGUAUGCAGACUGAUAACCUGGAACUAAAGAAACUUGUGUACCUCUACUUGAUGAACUAUGCCAAGAGUCAGCCGGACAUGGCCAUCAUGGCUGUCAACAGCUUUGUGAAGGACUGUGAAGAUCCCAAUCCAUUGAUUCGAGCGUUGGCAGUGAGAACCAUGGGCUGCAUCCGGGUGGACAAGAUUACAGAAUAUCUCUGUGAACCCCUCCGCAAGUGCUUAAAGGAUGAAGACCCCUAUGUUCGGAAAACAGCUGCUGUCUGUGUGGCAAAGCUCCAUGACAUCAAUGCCCAAAUGGUGGAAGAUCAGGGAUUCUUGGAUUCUUUGCGAGAUCUUAUAGCGGAUUCAAAUCCAAUGGUGGUGGCUAAUGCUGUAGCAGCCUUAUCUGAAAUCAGUGAAUCUCACCCAAACAGCAAUCUUCUCGAUCUGAAUCCACAAAACAUUAAUAAACUGCUGACAGCCCUGAAUGAGUGCACUGAAUGGGGCCAGAUUUUCAUCCUGGACUGCUUAUCUAAUUACAACCCGAAAGAUGACCGAGAGGCUCAGAGCAUCUGUGAGCGGGUAACACCCCGGCUAUCUCAUGCCAACUCAGCAGUGGUACUCUCAGCUGUAAAAGUCUUAAUGAAAUUUCUAGAGUUGUUACCCAAGGACUCUGACUACUACAAUAUGCUGCUGAAGAAGUUAGCCCCUCCACUUGUCACUUUGCUGUCUGGGGAGCCUGAGGUGCAGUACGUAGCCUUGAGGAACAUCAACUUAAUUGUCCAGAAAAGGCCUGAAAUCUUGAAGCAAGAAAUCAAAGUCUUCUUUGUGAAGUAUAACGAUCCCAUCUAUGUUAAACUUGAGAAACUAGACAUCAUGAUUCGUUUGGCAUCCCAAGCCAACAUUGCUCAGGUUCUGGCAGAGCUGAAGGAGUAUGCCACAGAAGUAGAUGUUGACUUUGUUCGUAAAGCUGUGCGAGCUAUUGGACGAUGUGCCAUCAAGGUGGAGCAAUCUGCAGAGCGCUGUGUGAGCACUUUGCUUGAUCUUAUCCAGACUAAAGUAAAUUAUGUGGUUCAAGAGGCAAUUGUUGUCAUCAGGGACAUCUUCCGCAAGUACCCCAACAAAUAUGAAAGUAUCAUUGCUACUCUGUGUGAGAACUUAGACUCACUGGAUGAACCAGAUGCUCGAGCAGCUAUGAUUUGGAUCGUGGGAGAAUACGCUGAAAGAAUUGACAAUGCUGAUGAAUUACUAGAGAGCUUCCUGGAGGGUUUCCAUGAUGAAAGUACCCAGGUACAGCUCACUCUGCUUACUGCCAUCGUGAAGCUGUUUCUUAAGAAGCCAUCAGAAACGCAGGAGCUGGUCCAGCAGGUCUUGAGUUUGGCAACCCAGGAUUCUGAUAACCCUGACCUUCGAGACCGAGGCUAUAUUUACUGGCGCCUUCUCUCAACGGACCCUGUCACAGCAAAAGAAGUAGUCUUAUCUGAGAAACCCUUGAUCUCUGAGGAAACAGAUCUUAUUGAGCCAACUCUGCUGGAUGAACUAAUCUGCCACAUUGGUUCUUUGGCUUCUGUAUACCACAAACCUCCUAAUGCUUUUGUAGAAGGAAGUCAUGGAAUCCAUCGCAAACAUUUGCCAAUUCAUCACGGAAGCACUGAUGCUGGAGACAGUCCUGUUGGCACCACCACUGCAACCAACCUGGAACAGACUCAGGUCAUACCCUCUCAAGGUGACCUACUUGGGGACCUUUUGAACCUUGACCUUGGUCCCCCAGUCAAUGUGCCACAGGUGUCCUCCAUGCAGAUGGGAGCAGUGGAUCUCUUGGGAGGAGGACUAGACAGUCUGCUUGGCAGUGACCUUGGCGGGGGCAUUGGAGGAAGUCCGGCAGUUGGGCAGUCCUUCAUCCCAUCAUCAGUGCCUGCAACCUUUGCUCCCUCACCUACUCCUGCUGUGGUCAGCAGUGGUCUGAAUGACCUUUUUGAACUCUCCACAGGAAUAGGCAUGGCUCCUGGUGGAUAUGUGGCUCCUAAGGCUGUUUGGCUGCCUGCAGUAAAGGCUAAAGGCUUGGAAAUUUCAGGAACAUUCACUCAUCGCCAAGGGCACAUCUAUAUGGAAAUGAAUUUUACCAACAAAGCUCUGCAGCACAUGACAGACUUUGCCAUCCAAUUUAACAAGAAUAGCUUUGGUGUUAUCCCCAGCACUCCUCUGGCCAUCCAUACACCACUGAUGCCAAACCAGAGCAUUGAUGUCUCCCUGCCUCUUAACACCUUAGGCCCAGUCAUGAAGAUGGAACCUCUAAAUAACCUACAGGUGGCGGUGAAAAACAAUAUUGAUGUCUUCUACUUCAGCUGCCUCAUCCCUCUCAAUGUGCUUUUUGUCGAAGAUGGCAAAAUGGAACGUCAGGUCUUCCUUGCAACGUGGAAGGAUAUUCCCAAUGAAAAUGAACUUCAGUUUCAGAUUAAGGAGUGUCAUUUAAAUGCUGACACUGUCUCCAGCAAAUUGCAAAACAACAAUGUUUAUACUAUUGCCAAAAGGAAUGUGGAAGGGCAGGACAUGCUGUACCAAUCCCUGAAGCUUACUAAUGGCAUUUGGAUUUUGGCCGAACUUCGUAUCCAGCCAGGAAACCCCAAUUAUACGCUGUCGCUGAAGUGUAGAGCUCCUGAAGUCUCUCAGUAUAUCUAUCAGGUCUAUGACAGCAUUCUGAAAAACUAAUGAACUGGUCCAGUGUCCUCCAGCCACCCUGGGAUUGGUGCAAGCCAAGAGCUCUUAACUGGAAG
Chrysochloris asiatica (Cape golden mole) is the source of this 2978-nucleotide messenger RNA. RefSeq names its product adaptor-related protein complex 2, beta 1 subunit (gene AP2B1). Gene Ontology annotation, cellular component: clathrin adaptor complex; membrane coat. Bases 58 to 2913 code for a protein of 951 amino acids. Gene Ontology annotation, biological process: vesicle-mediated transport; intracellular protein transport. Lineage: Eukaryota; Metazoa; Chordata; Mammalia; Afrosoricida; Chrysochloridae. The transcript has 23 exons. Gene Ontology annotation, molecular function: clathrin binding. The record is from RefSeq and is a predicted model, not a curated record.